Molecule: messenger RNA, 2955 nt
Organism: Alternaria atra
Lineage: Eukaryota; Fungi; Ascomycota; Dothideomycetes; Pleosporales; Pleosporaceae
Exons: 1
Coding region: 1-2955 (984 amino acids)
Source: RefSeq, a predicted model, not a curated record
AUGAAGGCGUUCACUGAUAUCGAUACCGGGAUCAUCCCGACUGCAGCAGCUAUAACCACUAGUGCGAACCCGACCACGACGCCAGCCUCUGUACCAAACGAGAAUGUUGGGGUUACAGCCACCGAUGCCACUCCAUUGUCAUCGCCUAAAAAGCACUGCAUCCCCUCGACUCCUGAUCAAACUCCAUUGCGUCAACGCUUUCUGCGGGCAGUCUCUAUGUCGCCUGCGAUACCGUCUCGCCCAUCCAUGGAGGGUCGAAAACUUUCCGAAAAGGCGCGCAAUAGCCCAGUUGUAGUCCGUCAUACACCCAAGAAGACAAACCAGCCGCCGAUGAAACUCGAAGUUGGUCAGGGUGCAUUCUACUUCUCCAUUGAACUACCACCCAGUAAGAUCACAACCAAGAAGAGCGGGACGACAAGCAAGAGCGGAACGCCCAAAGGAGGAGAGACACCCACGAGGUCGCGGACACCUAGCCCGUUGAAGAAUGCGAGUCCGACGAAAGAGAAUGCAGCAGGUACGCCCACGAAGACGACGCGCAGCCCGCUCAAGCGAAGAGAGACGAUCCACCACGACCCCGCAAGACCUUUAUUUGGUACGCCCACGAGGAUGAUGACGCCCAAGCAAAACACGGAUCCGCAGACUCCUACUCGGAGAACGCCCAGUCCGCGCAAGACCUGCAGCUCGAUGAAGCAGAGCCCUGCCACACCAGCUGUAGGGACGCCGAAGAGGAAGAUUUUGGGCGAGACGCCUGGUAGUAAUCGACCUGGAAGUCCAGUUAAGCGAUCAAUCGAGCAAGACGACUCGCCUACAGAUUUGACCAAGACAUCUUCACUAUCGGCGAAGAAGCUUCGAGCAGAGCCAAAAGAGACACGCAGGAAACCAAUCAACAGCCUAGUCAACAUAGGGCAUGAACACGCUCCAAAGGCGGAUGCGGGGGCGACUGCCAUCACCAACGUGUUCCCACACCCUGGAUCCAUAGGGCAGGUGCCAACGGUAAAGGUCUGCCCAGAGAACAUCGGACACCUAAUGGCAAGCCUUAUCAGCAAUACCAGCAGUACUCAUGACCGGGCAUCUUCCCACAGGACGGACAUAAUCUCGCCUGCACCGACACCCUUGCGCAAGGCCGGGGAGAAGCUCAAACUGGGAGAGUCGCCUUCUUUUCUACGUAUGUCGACCAAUGAAGCCACAGCUAUCACAAACGAGGACCCUGCCGCUAAUGUUAUCAAAAUGGGAUCUUUGACUCCGCACCAACCUGCAUCAACUGAACCACGACAGCAUGAGAGUAAGCCGAUUGCACGCUUAUCGUCUGGACUUUUCGAGGACGCUCUGUCAUCUUCGGUUAUCGAAGAUCGGACAACCGACCUUGACCACGCUGCAGAAGUGUCGAACGAACCGCGACCUGCACAUCCAUUGCGUGCAGCUAGAUCUCUCGGUACCCUGGAAAUGACGCGCAAGGUACCAGACCCACCACAUCGCCCACUUAGGUCGGAGACUCAGCGGAAAGAUUCGUGUCAACAAGAAAACCAAACCACAGGGCAAGGAAUGGACAAAGGUCAACCAAAGCCUUCGCUGCCUGUGCUGGCUCGCAAGCACAGGCGGGUGGGUACCGAUCCAAGCGUACUUUUGGAGAUGCAGAAGGAUAUGGUUAACUUAGGAGCGAUGAUGCGCCGUUCGGCAGGAUUCGUCGACCCAGCAUUUUGCGGACCUCUUAACCUGAACGAGCUACCUGCUAUGCCCAAUGAUUUGUUUGUCAGAGACCAGCAGGAUAUCAGAAGCCUGGGUGCUGUAGGCACACCACAGAUGCUUAGUAGAGCCAACUCUGACAACUUGUCGCUUGGAGCAGUGCAAGCAAUUGGAGCGAAAGACAUUUCAAAUCCUGUAACCUCGUCAAGAGUUUCCAGCGUUCCACGUAUACCCCGAUGGAAGCCCGGUGGUUUAAUGCCAUCGCAAGCGAAGGGAGAUCACCUCACUACAGCCAAGCAAACUAGCUCUCAGCUUACAGGCACAGACAUUAAGGUUGCUCUAGGAAGACCUCGCCCUCGUGCAGGAAGCGCGGUGUCAGGAAGUACAGUAUCAGGACCAAGGAAGUCGAAUGUGGUGACUAGCACGCCUCGUCGUAAGACGCUAGGGACGCCUGUCAAACAGACGGUACCUCUUGGAGCAAGGACUCGUGGUUCACCACACAGCCGGAUCCCAUCUCUCACUUCUAUCAAGGCGGAGAGCACCAUGCCACCUGUGCCAAAAAUUCCGCGAAAGCAUCUUCCCAGCACCUCAAGUAACGAUAAGGCCGUCAAAGCAUUGAGAGAGCGUCUACCGAACGUACCAUCUGCUCCCGUCAAUACUCGUCCUGUUCCAACCCGAAAGCCUCUCGGCCCAUCUGCUACAGAACCGUACAACCCAUCAACGGACCCGCGACCGUACGAACAGAAGUUUGCUAGCGCGGGAGACAUUGCCGAUCGGCUCGCUGGAUGGCAUAAUGAAGACCGAAAGAAGAUGCAAGCAGAUCGCCCUACAGUCCCUACCAGGCCACUCAACAAGACUCCCGCAAAAACUCCACUGAGCACCCAGCCAAACGAGUCUACAACCCCAGAUGGGUCUCCGAACAAGACUUUCACUCCUACAGCAGUAUCCGCAGCAACUAAGCCCCCCAAACCACUCUCCACCAAGCCUCCUGCUCCCUCCACACCUAAACGCAAGCCCACCACGCCAGCACCAAAGACUCCAGCUCCCAAAACACCAGCGCUCGGCGCCCGCAAGGCUGCCGUCAACGACCACAGACAGCCCAUCGCCGCCGGUGCCAAAACCCCGGUGAACCGCCGCAUACCCGUGCUCGACCCCAAUGCGACGCGUACACCAAGUAAGGCUAUUGUGAGUAGUCUGGAUGCGGCAAUCGAUAGGAAGAUCGCGGAGGAUGCGAGGAGGGGAUUGGAGUUACGCCUAGAGGAAAUCGGUUGA